CUCACCCCACCCCGGAUCCGGCCUCCCGUAACCCGUCCUGCCCGUCCUGCCUGUCCUGCCACCACCCUCCUGCCUGCCCGGCAACCCUGCCCGCUUCCAGCCCGCUUCCAGCCUCCUUGCAACCUCCUUCCAGCCUCCUUGCAACCCUCUUCCAACCUCCUUGCAACCCUCUUCCAACCUCCUUGCAACCUCCUCGCAACUUCCUUGCCCAUCUUGCAACUCCCUCGCACCCUUCUUCCAAACUUCUUGCCCGUCUCCCAACCUUCUCGCCCAUCUCACGACCCUCCUGCCCGCUCACCAUGUCCGUCACCAUCACCAGGAAGACGGUGAGAAGCAGCUCGGUCGUACCCGGCCGUUCUUUCAGCUCCCACUCCUACACCGCCGGCCCCGGAGUGAGGAUGAGUACGGCUUCAGCCUUCGGUGGCUACGGUGGGAGCCGUUACGGAACCGGGCUGUACCGGGGUCCAGCCGUCCUGCCUGGGACGGGGGGUGGCAUCACGGCCGUCAGCAUCAACCAGAGCCUCCUGACACCCCUCAACCUGGAGAUCGACCCCAGCAUCCAGCGGGUGCGCAAGGAGGAGAAGGAGCAGAUCAAGACCCUCAACAACAAAUUCGCCUCCUUCAUCGACAAGGUCCGGUUCUUGGAGCAGCAAAACAAGAUGCUGGAGACCAAGUGGAGCCUCCUGCAGAACCAGAAGACCACCCGCAGCAACAUGAGCGGGCUCUUCGAGGCGUACAUCGCCAGCCUGCGCCGCCAGCUCGAGGGCCUGGGCCAGGAGCGCCUGCGCCUGGAAGCCGAACUGGGCAACAUGCAGGGGCUGGUGGAGGAGUUCAAGAACAAGUACGAAGAAGAGAUCAACCACCGCACCGAGAAGGAAAAUGAGUUUGUGCUGCUCAAAAAGGACGUGGACGAAGCCUACAUGAACAAGGUGGAGCUGGAGUCACGGCUGGAGAGCUUGACCGAUGAAAUCAAUUUCUUGAGGCAGCUUUAUGAUGAGGAGCUCCGGGAGCUGCAGUCUCAGAUCUCCGACACCUCCGUCGUCCUCUCCAUGGACAACAACCGCAGCCUGGACCUGGACGGGAUCAUCGCCGAGGUGAAGGCGCAGUACGAGGACAUUGCCAACCGCAGCCGCGCCGAGGCCGAGAGCAUGUACCAGAUCAAGUACGAGGAGUUGAAGACGACAGCCGGGAAGCACGGGGACGACCUGCGCAACACCCGCAGCGAGAUCAACGAGCUCAACAGGCUGAUCCAGAGGAUCCAGGCGGAAAUCGAGGCGCUCAAGAACCAGCGAGCCAGCCUGGAGACGGCCAUUGCGGAGGCGGAGGAGCGCGGGGAGCUGGCCCUGAAGGAUGCCAGGGGGAAGCUGGCCGAGCUGGAGGCAGCUCUGCAGAAGGCGAAGCAGGACAUGGCCCGGCAGCUCCGCGAGUACCAGGAGCUCAUGAACGUCAAGCUGGCCCUGGACAUCGAGAUCGCGACCUACAGGAAGCUGCUGGAGGGAGAGGAGAGCAGGCUGGAGUCCGGCAUGCAAAACCUGAGCAUCCACACCAAGACGACGGGGUACUCGGCAGCCGGCUUUGGCGGGGGCUUCGGGGGGGGCUUCGGCACCUCCUUCGCCAGCGCCGGCUACGUUGUGCCCCCCCCCGCCCUGGAGAGCUCGCCCCUCACCAAGUCCCGCGCCAUCGUCAUCAAGAAGAUCGAGACCCGCGACGGCAAGCUGGUGUCCGAGUCCUCCGACGUCCUGGCCAGCUGAGCACCCCCCCUCCCCGGGGGGGUCCCUCCGCAGGAGCCUUUGGUGGCCGGAUCCGGCCCGCAGGCGGAUGGGACCCCCAGCAACCCCUACCACCCCAGGGCAACCUG
Molecule: messenger RNA, 1858 nt
Organism: Aquila chrysaetos chrysaetos
Lineage: Eukaryota; Metazoa; Chordata; Aves; Accipitriformes; Accipitridae
Gene: KRT8
Product: keratin 8
Exons: 9
Coding region: 300-1751 (483 amino acids)
Cellular component (GO): keratin filament
Source: RefSeq, a predicted model, not a curated record